Molecule: messenger RNA, 1971 nt
Organism: Apiotrichum porosum
Lineage: Eukaryota; Fungi; Basidiomycota; Tremellomycetes; Trichosporonales; Trichosporonaceae
Exons: 4
Coding region: 1-1971 (656 amino acids)
Biological process (GO): mRNA processing
Cellular component (GO): nucleus
Molecular function (GO): RNA binding; metal ion binding
Source: RefSeq, a predicted model, not a curated record
AUGUCAUACAACGAGGCAUGCGAGUCACCAGCCUUUAAGCAAUGGCUCGUCACCACCCUCGAACCAAUGUGCGAUGCCGACCCGGAUGUGCUCGGCGACUACAUCAUUGCAUUACUCAAGCACGAGUCGAGCAUGACUGAAGCGGAGUGGAAGACUUACAUGGUGACCGAGCUGAAAGAGUUCCUCGAAGCGCGUUCGCAAGCGUUUGUUGACCUCUGCUUUGACGUCCUCCGCACCAAGGCGUAUCUUCCCUCCACCGCCGCCGCCGUUCGCCCAGCAACCCCCCCACCACCUGCAGUUGCCGGCCCCUCGUCUCCUCGCCGAGACACUGGUGAUGUGGAGAUGGGAGAGGGCCGUCCUGUGGCGCCCGUUCCCCACCCGCAAGACCCAGGAGCUCCCCGCCUUCCCGGCGGCCGCCCACGUUGUGUCGACUACCACGAGCGUGGCUUCUGCAUGCGCGGUGUCAACUGCCCCUUCGAGCACAGCGUGGACGUCAUCAUCCCCACUCCGGAGAUGAUGUUCCAACAGAUGCAGGGCUUCCAGGGAGGCCGUGGCGGGUUCAACGGACGCGGAGGAAGGGGAGGACGCGGAGGUCGUGGCGGUCGCGGAGGUAUGAUGGGCCCAGGAGGCAUGCCCCCCAUGAUGAUGGGAAUGCCCGGCAUGCCGUUCAUGGGACCUGGUGGACCCGGUGGUCCUCAGGGCGGCCCGUCUGCCGAGUUUGCCAGCGGCGUCAACCGACCCCCGCACGACCGUAACGGCAACACCCUCCUCAUCACCGAGAUCCCUCCAGCACACGUGUCAAUGGGCGCCAUCCGCGACUAUUUCGGCCAGUUUGGCGAUGUCACCAACGUCGCUGUGGAGGGCAAGUCGCGUCGCGCCCUUGUUUCGUUUGCGUCCAACCGCGAGGCAUUCCAGGCGUGGAAGAACGAGGAGGCUGUGUUUGGUUCCCGCCACGUCAAAGUGCUCUGGCAUCGUCCCCGUCCCGGCCAGGGCGGCGCUGGUCAGCAAAAGCUCGAGGCCUCGGCAACGAUGAUUUCCAACAUGAAGAAGCUGGAGAAUGGCCAGUCGACGCAGGGGAACGUGGUCGCGACACUCGAGGGCCCAGAAUCGCGCUUGAAGAAGACGCUGGCCGACCUCGAGGUCCGUGAACGCCGGCAAAAGCGCGAAACCCUUGUCGCAGAGCAAAAAGUCCUCUUUGCCCGCGCCGGCACUGCUUCGCAGGAGGACAAGGUCGCCAUCCUCACCCGCAUCAAGGCUAUCGCCCAGGAGAUGCAGGACCUCGACAAGCCCGCGCCCCCGCCCACCACCGACGUCGACAUGACCGACAAGGAGAAGCUCGAUGCCGAGCUGGCCAAGCACGGCAUGGAGACUACGGCCGGCAAGGACCAGGAAGAGCUGCUCGCCCUCAAUGCCCAGCUCUCUGCUCUCCGCGACAAGGCGUCCACACUCGGUAUCCCCGCCACGCGUUACUCUCCAUAUGGACGUGGCGCCCCCCGCGGUGCUGUCCGUGGCGUCCGCGGUGCGCGUGGGGGACGCGGUCGCGGUGGUGCCUUCCAGCGCCCCAUGCGCCUCGACAACAGGUCGCGUACUGUCCACCUGUCUGGUGAGGCACUUGGAUCGGAGACGUCUCAGGCGAGCCUGCGCGAGUGGUACGAGGGUACUGGUGGCGCCGUUGCGCAGAGUGACGAUGGAGGCUUGUUGGUGACGUACCCGAGCCGCGAGAUGGCGGAGAGCCCAACCACGGACCCCUUCCGCGAUCACCUUACUGACACCCUCCAGGCUCUCGCCCUCGGCUCAAAGGAUAUCCCCAACCUCGCUGGCCCCGUCCAGGCCGCAUGGCACUCGGCCCCCUCACCCAUCGUUUCCGGCAGCGCGACGCCAACGUACCCGGUCAACGCGGGUGGCGCUGAGGACGGCGAAGUCGAGGUAGACAUGGAGGAAGGAGAGAGGCGUGACCGUGAUUACGACUAG